This is a messenger RNA of Xenopus laevis (African clawed frog), 2296 nucleotides long. It is a transcript of the gene taf11.S, whose product is annotated as TATA-box binding protein associated factor 11 S homeolog. Gene Ontology annotation, cellular component: nucleus; transcription factor TFIID complex. Bases 164 to 739 code for a protein of 191 amino acids. The transcript has 6 exons. Gene Ontology annotation, molecular function: RNA polymerase II general transcription initiation factor activity; protein heterodimerization activity. NCBI's taxonomy places the organism in Eukaryota, Metazoa, Chordata, Amphibia, Anura, Pipidae. The record is from RefSeq and is a predicted model, not a curated record. Gene Ontology annotation, biological process: transcription initiation at RNA polymerase II promoter; RNA polymerase II preinitiation complex assembly.
AAAGAGAGAUUGUUAUUUAUAUUUAAAUGCAUAUAAAGUUCAAACAAGUUUUGUUCCUCAUUGGUCUUAGGGACUGUUAUAGUCAGAUACAUCUAUACAGACGCUGCAUAUUGUUCACCUUCUCCAAUUCUAUUCAUGUGGUUUAUAAUGAAGUAACAAAAUCAUGGAAGAAAAGCAGCCUCAAGUAGAAAUGCCCAGUGAAGGAGAAAAGGAAACGGAUGAGAGCGUCUCAGAGCAACAAGUGAAAAGAGAGCAUGAGGAUGUUGAGGAUGAGGUGAAGGUUGCAGAAAGCCCAGAGCAUUCUGGUGUGACAGAGCCAGUAGAGACCUCUGAUCUUGUGUCAGGCAGCAGAAAAAUGAAGUUAGAAGCCAAGGAGCGAAGAGAGAAGAAGCAAAAAGUUGAUGAGGAUGAGAUCCAGAAAAUGCAAAUAUUGGUGUCAUCAUUUUCUGAGGAACAGCUAAAUCGAUAUGAGAUGUACAGGCGUUCUGCUUUCCCUAAAGCUGCUAUUAAACGGCUAAUUCAGAACAUUACAGGCUGCUCAGUUUCCCAGAAUGUUGUCAUUGCAAUGUCUGGCAUUUCCAAAGUCUUUGUGGGUGAGGUUGUAGAAGAAGCUUUGGAUGUAUGUGAAAAGUGGGGGGAUAAUCCUCCAUUACAACCCAGACACAUGAGGGAAGCCCUCAGACGACUAAAGUCUCGGGGACAAAUUCCAAACUCCAAGCACAAGAAGAUAAUGUUUUAAUUCCUUGGUGCAUGCCAUUCAUUUUACUUUUUGUAUGUAAAUCAGGGGAUCUCUGGGAUUGUUUUCAUCCAGAAAGAUAUUCUGUAUUGAGUAGUGGUAAAGCUAAAGCCACUAGACUUGCUGAGUAAUCUUGAUUACAAUCCACCGCUCAUCCAAGCAAACGGAUUUCUUGAAAUGUUAUCAACUUUAAGAAUUCUACUCACUAUAUUCCAGUCACAAUAGUUCCACCGAGCUUUUUGAGCAAAUGUUAGUUGAAAUUUAUUGAAGCAAAUGUUAACUGUUCAAGUGAAUUUAACCGUGCAAAUGAAACUAUAAACUCCUUCAUUAAACUCUUUAAUUUUGUGAUUGGAUCAUGGUGAGCUUUAUUCUCACUUCCAUUAAAGAGGAUGUAAACCUUUAAAAUAAAAAAUCUGCCCUGUUGUACAGCACGCAAUGGGUUAAACUGAAAGAAUCCGCCCCCUUGCAUGGUUAUUGAUAUUCCACUCUUCUCCCCCGUAUGUCAGUCAUUGGCGCCAUAUUUCAAAUUUUCCAGCACAGAAGCAGGAUCCUCCGCCUGCCGCAAUAUGUCACCGUGCGUUGGAGAAAGCAGGAGCACAGAUUCGUUCUAUUCCUGGGUGUGCACAGAUACUGCAACAGGUGCGCACACCGUGUAAGAGAUGCAUAAACUGUUCAUAAAAAUACUCUUCUUUUUUUUUUCUGUCCAGGCUGAUAUAAAUUCUUGUCGAAGAGAUAAGGACAGAGAGAAAAGGGGACUGGGUUUCACCCCAGAGCUGCUGAAUUGAGCUUAAGAGUUAAAGGAACAGUAACACCAAAAAUAAAAGUGGUUUGAAAGAAUGGUGAUAUAAUGUACUGCUGCCCUGAACUGGUAACACUGGUGUUUCUCCUGUUUCAGCUUUGAAUGGCUGCCCCCAUGCCUACACAGCAGACUGUUUAUAUAAACUAUAGUAGCCUUUAUGAAGCAAACACACCAACUGUAUGAGUACCGAGCAACUGUACAAUAUAUUUUCAGUAACACUUUCUUUUGUUGGUGUUACAGUUCCUUUCUGUCUGAACAUCAGGAGAAAGGUAUAUUAAUUUAUGCACUAUUUAGUCAAUUUAGAGAGCGAGAGAGAAAAGGUUUAUUCUUUAAUUAUAGAUUACACCUGCCAUUAAACCAAUGUUCUUGGCUUUGACGGUUGUCCCCCCCCCCAUUUUUCUUUUGGCUUGUGUUACACUACACAAUCUCAUGUGCCAUCAAGUAUUGCAAAGCAGGUGACCUAGAUUGUUUUGUGACUGAAAAAUUGGUUUUGAAAGAACAUGUUGGGAGACUAAAGUCAGCAGGACACACUUUAAUGUAUUUCUUUAAUGUAUGACGUUAAUGUUUUCAGAUUGACUAAAGGAUACUUUUUUUUUUUUUUUUUUUGAACCAUGGCCAAGUUAUACAAUUUAUUUGUAAAUGAUUGCUUUUAAAGUGACCAUGGUACUUGUGCUUCUCUCAACCUGUGUUGUGUGAUGUAGAAAAAUUCUACUUAGUUUCUAUACAUUUUUUUUUAAAAUAAAGUAAAUGUUUCUUGUAAA